GCACAAAGCUGGUACCUGGUCCAAUCUCUACAGAUCUGGCGCCACUUUCGCUGUGCUAGCUAUCCUAAGCUCUCCCCCGCUACCACGGCACCGCGAUCUACUCUGCUUGACACUUUGCAGCAAUGCGAAAGCGUGGACCGCGUUACAUACAAUCCUUGGCUCUCACCUACCAGGUCGGUUUCGCUCGACAAAUCGCAUGACGCUCACGACAUUAUAACCUUCCCGGCUACACCAGCGCCGCUCGGAAUAUAGUAAUCGCCAUAUCUUGCCAGGGGAAACAGCCUUCAAGCAGGCCAACAUGUCGAACCAAGAGACCGGUUCGAUGGCGUCUCAGUCCAGCUCCGCACUAUCCAUAUCAAACCAUCCACCCGAAAGACUGCCCGGACCAUGUCUUCUCCACGAGCUCGUUGCGCAACGCUCAAAACUUGAUCUUCCUUCUAUUUCCUCUCUUUCUCGUCUCGGCCAUUUGUCUGAAGUAUCCUACUCAGAACUGCACCAAGCUGCAGACCGUCUAGCUACUAGGGUGGUUGCCUCGCGCGGCUUGUCUCCUCAGACCGAGUUUAUCGUCCCCGUCCUGGUCCCACAGAGCACACAACUGUACAUUGCCCUGUUAGCCAUCUUGAAAGCCGGUGGCGCCUUUUGUCCCCUGAACCUCGAUGCACCACCCGAGAGAAUCAAGUUCAUAUUGCAAGACGUCGGUGCCAGGGUUGUGCUGACGACACCCGAACUGGCCUCCAAAGUCGCUGGAGAUGAGCUCGGCAUCUCUCUGAUCACUCUGACGGACACCAACACUGCCCUUGACUUGGUCACGGAUUUCUUAGUCGCCAAGGAAGAAACACCUCCGAUCAACACCCCAGAGCCCCAGAGUUUGGCAUAUGUCAUGUACACAUCAGGCUCUACAGGAACUCCCAAGGGAGUAGGCAUAACUCACGAUGCCGCAACGCAAAGUCUGCUCGCUCACGACCGUCAUAUACCAGAGUUUGAGAGGUUCCUGCAAUUUGCCUCGCCAACCUUUGACGUGUCUGUCUUCGAAAUAUUUUUCCCCUUGUUUCGAGGCUGUACGUUGGUCACCUGUGACAGGUCUAAGAUGCUGGAUGACCUCCCGGGUGUCAUGACAGCAAUGCGUGUUGACGCAUGCGAGCUGACGCCCACCGUCGCUGGAAGCCUCCUUCGAACCAGAGCAAGCGUACCCUCGCUGAAGCUGCUGCUCACGAUCGGAGAAAUGCUGACGCCACGGGUUGUGAAAGAGUUUGGAGGAGACUCGACUUCGCCGAGUAUACUUUGGGGAAUGUAUGGACCGACAGAAGCAGCUAUUCACUGCUUUUCUUUCACCCUAUCACCAAUCGGCCAGAUUGGUGAGCUGGUGGUGGGUGGCUAUCAGCUUGCGAAAAACUAUCUGAACCGGCCCGAACAAACCGAUGCGGCCUUCAUAGACUCUCCCUACGGCCGUCUAUAUCGCACCGGAGACAAAGCUCGCAUGCAAUCAGAUGGCACACUCGAGUGUUUUGGCCGGAUUUCUGACGGUCAGGUCAAGCUCCGUGGCCAGCGAAUCGAGCUGGGUGAGGUGGAGCAGGCUGCCAUACGAGACCCACAAUGUCGUGACGCUAUCGCCAUGGUCGUCGACAAUAUUCUGGUCAUCUUUUGUGUUCUCGAAGCCACAGACUCAUCUAAAGAACUGACCUCUGAGUCGAUUCUGCAGACUUGCAGGCAAUGGCUCCCAACCUUUAUGAUCCCUGGAGAUGUGGUCAUCAUCAAUGAGUUUCCGCGGCUGGCUUCGGGCAAGAUUGAUCGCCACCAGAUGAGGCGCGAGUACGGAGUCACCAAGAACACCAACACCACCGUGACGCAGAAUGACCUGGGUCCUCUGGAAAAAAAGAUCACGACAGCGAUCUCAAAUUUGGUCGGGUCUCCUGUGACUCUUCAGGAUGUUCUGUCAGCACAUGGCAUUGAUUCCCUUCGGGCAAUUCAACUAGCGUCGGCGCUGCGGAAGGAAGGUCUCCAAACAUCCCCUCUUGAUGUGGUCAGUUCCAACACAAUCUCCGCUUUGUGUACCAAAGUCCGAGCUGUGGACAAUGAGGCUCAAAGACGGCAUCACAUCAAGCAGCCGCCGGAUGCUAAGAAAAUCUUGGCAUCGAGCGACACGUUGCAAAGUAUGGACUCCCAGAUCGAAGGGUUUGACUGGUGUACCCAGCUCCAGAGUUCCAUGCUGUUUGAGACAUCCGCCAACAGCAGUGCGUACCACAAUCUGCUCGAACUGGAAUUCCCUGCCUCAUGUUCUCUCGAGCAAGUAAGGAAUUGCCUGGAAAAGAUGGUGCAGCAAAACGACAUUCUCCGAUCGGGUUUCGUUGAGACUGGGGGCAGCUUUGUGCGUGUGAUUUUGAAAUCACUCCCAAAGUCCCAGAUCCAAAGCGUCAAUCAGUUUACGUUGUCCGCGCAACAGACUGCGGAUGAUGACUAUGAGAGUAUCUGGCUUCGCCCUUUCCAGGCGCAGGUUGCAAACUCGGCGGCCGGAGCUCCCCCACGCCUUCUCUUGCGUAUGCAUCACGCCAUUUACGACGGCUGGACCGUCGACCUCAUGAUCCAAGACUUGACGGCCAUCCUGGCAGGUCAAGAAGCAGGACCUCGGCCUCAAUUCGGACAAGUAACAGCAUUUUUCAACUCGGCUCCGUUGAUAGACCUGGAUGUUUCUAGAGCAUUUUGGGCAGAGCAGCUGUUUGACUGGCAAAAGCCAAGUUUCCCACGCCUCAUGAGCCGACCACCUGAUUCCUCGGAGCCUCAAUCAAUGUCGCGUACGCUGACGCUGUCGGAGGGGGAUCUGGAAGAAGCGGCCAAGAAGCUCGGCUUUCAUGCCCAGGUAUUUUUCCAAGCUGCUGUAACGCUGAUCUGGGGCACAAUACUGGGAACCUCGGACGUUGUCAUUGGUUGCGUCUCGUCAGGCAGGACUCUUCCCGUCGACGGCAUUGAGGAUAUCAUGGGGCCCUGCAUAGCUUCAUUACCUUUACGAACUGACCUCAGGGCUCUAAAAACUGUUGGGGAUCUGCUGAGGAACACGCAAAGGACGAAUCGAAGAUCUCUGCAGCACGGCAUCCUGCCCUUGUCCGAAAUCCGCAGGGCGGCCAGUAUACAACCUGGCGACGCCUUGUAUGAUAUACUCUUCGUCUAUCAACAAUCGCUCACUAGUCACCUGCGACACGCAUCUCCGAUUCGAGAAGUCUCUCACCGCGACUUCCUCGAGACAAAAGUCUUGAUCGAGAUCGAACCAGUCGUGGACAGUUUCAAGUGCCAUAUCACAUACCAUGCUGACGCCAUGUCCCCUGAUUUCGCAACUCUCUUCCUCGACCAGAUCGACUGCAUCACUCAAACUCUCCACAUCAACCCGACCGCGCUGUUGCAUGAUGUCUCGCAGUGCGUGCCGCCAGCGCUGGCGUCUAUCUACAAUCCGGAACCAGUGACAUUGGCAGAUAGCCCUGACCUGGCGACAUGCUUUGAACGUUCGGCAUCGGCGGCGCCUGAGGCAGAUGCGAUCUGCUUUGCCAAAUCCUUCACCUCAUCAAACCUUGAUUGCGAAACCAUGUCUUACCAGGAGCUCAAUAACCUGUCGAAUCGUAUUGCAUGGUACCUGCGUAGCCAGGGAGUGCUCGAAGGCGACACAGUCGCCAUCGUGAUGGAAAAGUCAAUUCUGCUUUAUGCCACGAUCCUUGGGACUUUGAAGGCUGGGGCUGCCUACUUGCCUCUUCUUCCAUCCACACCGGCCAGCAGACUGCAAUUAAUCCUUUCUCAGGCCUCGACCACUGCCUGUUUGGUCGAUCAGCAGGCGAUUGUUGCAGUGGCAGACGUCGUGGCUUGCCCGCUCUACGACAUGCAGUCGACGUCACUGUCAGAACUUCCCACACACAAUCCGCCUCGACAAGCUCAGCCCUCUCGCCCCGCAUACAUCAUUUACACCUCUGGGACGACCGGUGUUCCUAAAGGUGCCUGCUUGUGCGCGGGGUCCAACGACACUCUCUUCGCAGAUCUGGAGCAGUCCAUACGCUCACUGGGCUGCACACAUCUCAGCUUGACGCCCACUGUGGCGUCGCUCAUCCGCCCAUCCCACGUUCCAAAUGUUCAGUUUCUGGUCACCGCCGGCGAACCAAUGACUUCAGCCGUUUCGGAGUCGUGGGGCGAGUACCUCUACCAAGAUUCAAUGUCAAGCGUUCCCCGCGGAUGCUUCGGCGAGUUCUGUUUUGGCGGCGAUCAAGUUGCGCAGGGUUACAUUGAUCUCCCAGAGAUCACUAGUGCGAAGUUCGUCAACCACCCCGAGUUCGGCCGCAUCUAUCGCUCUGGAGACAUGGGCCGGAUGCUACCUGACGGGUCUUUGCUGGUGACGGGACGUCUGGACGGCCAGGUGAAGUUGAGGGGCCAACGCAUCGAGACCGGAGAAAUCGACAGUAUUGUGACAGCAGCCAAAGAAGUCCUCUCGUGUACGUCACUGAUCCUGCAGCCCACUGGAUCGAGCAGCGAACAGCUCGUUUCUUUCUACACACCAGCAGCCCACACGAAUGUAGCAAACGCGUCGUUCGACUUCCAUGACGAGCUCGCAGCCCUUAACCAGCAGCUCUUUGCGCAACUAUCGUCGCGACUCUCACGAUACAUGGUGCCGUCGUACCUGAUCCCUCUGAGCACCAUACCUCAGACUUCCAGCGGCAAGGUGGACAAGGCGGCGUUGCGCAGCCUCUUCAAUGGACUCACCCAACAUCAACUCGGUCUCGUCUCCAAUAACCAAGAGCAUGGGACCGAUGAAGACGAGUGGUCUGACAGCGAAAGACUAGUAGCUGAGGUGAUUGCACAGAGUCUGAAUGUACCACGUGAUAGGGUCUCCCGCUGGCAACCGUUGGCAACGAUCGGUCUGGACUCCAUCUCGGCCAUUUCUGUGGCACGGUCACUUGGGGACACGGUCAAUCGACGCAUCCCAAUCUCUCACAUCUUACAGAACCCCUACGUUGCCCUCUUAGCUCGGCUUGCGACAGAGAACGCGCCAGAUGAACGUGUCGUUGAGGAUGAGGCGACUGACUCGCCAUUCUUGUCCCAAGACAUCAGAGAGCACAUCACCGCGCAAUUCGCUGAACACAAACAUGCUGUCCAGGAGGUUCUACCUUGUACUCCCUUGCAGGAAGCCAUGCUAUCAGCUGCUGGUGCUUCCUCGUACUCCAACCAGUUAGUCCUGCGACUGACUGCCUCUUCGCCGGAGAUGAAAAGCCACUGGCAAACGGUGAUUGAUCGCCACGAUAUUCUGAGGACGUGCUUCGUCACGACUACGGAUGCCCAGUACGCCAUUGCCCAGGUCGUCCUGCAAAGAUGGGAGGUCCCGUUGAGGACGUCAAGGCACCCGAGCCUUGAAGACGCUGUAGAAAACUGUAGAAGACGAGUUCCUUUCGCUCUCGACUCACAACGACCGCCCUACGGCUUAGAUCUUCUCGACAUCGACAACACCUUUUUCUUGGUCUUCACCUGCCACCAUGCACUCUACGACGGAGAGUCCAUGAGCGUUCUUCUCCAGGAGAUAGAGCAGCUUGUUCGAGGGGAGAGCUUGCCAUCGCCCAUACCAUACACGCCCGUGAUACGACAGAUGCUGUCACCGCAGCCAAGUAGCGAAGGCUUCUGGAAAGAAUUGUUCAAAGGCUUCGUCGGAGCGAGGCGGGAGACUUUUAUCAACCGCAAGCAAGCGUUACCUCUGGGUUACACGUCUCCGCCACCCCGACCUCAAACGUACACGUCGCAGAUUAGUUUAGGCUUGACCGCCUGGCAAAAGGUUGCCAGGGAUACCAACACAUCGAUAUUAGCUCUUGGACAGGCUACCUGGGCCAUCUUGAUUGGCAUCGUGUCUGGCCAGGAUGACGUGUGCUUUGGAAACGUCAUGAGUGGCCGCACUCUUCCCGUGAGCGGCAUUGAACGACUGGUUGCGCCGUGCUUCAACACGGUGCCCAUUCGCAUCGAAACCAACCGGCGCAUGCAGGUGACGGACUUGCUAACGAAGCUGCACGUGCUCAACUCAAAAAUCCUCGAUCACCAAUUCGCCUCUUUGCGGUCUAUUCAAAAACUUGUGUCUCGGCCUGGUCGGAGCCUCUUCGACACUAUUCUUCUGUUGCAACCCCCCAAGAAAGACCUCGACAGCGCGAUCUGGGAGCUUGCUGAAGAUACCGGAGGCAUGGAUGUGAGGCUUGUCUAUGAGGUUAUUGUGAGCUGGACUGACACAAGUCACAGGUUCCGCUGGUUUCAUCAUCAAUGUCACAAGCUUUCUCACGACCUGCCAGAAGACAUACGCAGCAGUAUAGCCAACGCGUCCCACGAGUCGCCCCAGAACAACCCCGACCAACAAGAAAGUAGUUUCUCUGGUCCAAGCUACUCUGCAACUGUGCACAAAGAGCCUUGGAGCGAGCUGGAGAAAGCCAUCCGCGACAUCCUUUCGAAGCUCUCAGGCGUGGCAGUGAGCCGAAUCGGCCUCCAGACAACCAUAUUCCAGCUUGGUCUGGACAGUAUCAACGCUGUUCAGAUUGCCACCCUCUUGAGAAAGCAGGAUCAUAAUGUCUCGACUUUUGACGUUGUCGACUGUCCUUCUUGCGCAAGCCUUGGCCAGCGAAUCGCUCGUCGGGUCGGAGAGCAAAGCCCACUUCACACGGAACCGGAGGCAGUCUUCCCAUGCACUCCGGUGCAAUGUGGCAUGCUGAAGGACUUUAUCGAAUCUGGCGGAGUCGAUUACCUCAAUUACCUGGCAUUGGAACUCGACCAACAUCUCAGCCCUGAAGAGGUGGAGAACGCCUGGAGACAGCUUGUUCAAGCUCACCCGAUUUUGCGCACUGGGUUCGUGCCCGCAAACCAUGCCGAUGCUCCCUUUGCUAUGGUGCAGCAUUCCUUCGCAGCAACUCUUGUGGCCAAGAGCGUGACAUUUUCGGACACGGAUUUCGAUGCGCAAGUUUGGAAGGCCCAAAGCUCUCAGCAAGUGCUCAAUGCCUUGGAGCAAUCGCCGUGGCGGAUAGCUUUGGCGACGCAAGGCGGAACGACGAUACUGCAUCUACUGAUACACCAUGCGCUGUAUGAUGCCUAUUCGCUUCACAGGCUGUUGGGAGAUCUUGGUUCCAUCUUGAAUGGUUCUUCACCUCCAACUCCGACUGGCUCUACUCGAGACGUGGUUUCUGCAAUUCUUGGAUCUGCCCUGGCAGACGAGUCCUCGAAAGCCUUCUGGCUAGAAAAGUCAUCUCAGACCAUCAUCAACAGGUUCCCAACAAUGACUCCUCUGAUUGAACCGUCUUCGGCCACGUACACGGAGACGUGCCGUUCGCGACUAGAUUUUGCUACACUUCAAAGCCGAGCCAGCAUGGCCGGCGUCACAAUUCAGGCCAUGCUCCAGGCUGCGUGGACUCGGCUGCUAUCUGCCUAUGUUGGCGAGCAAACGCUUGUAUUUGGAGUCGUGCUUUCGGGCCGCACCUUGCCAAUGACAGAUGAUGCAGUGUUCCCUUGCAUCACGACAGUCCCGGUCAUCUCUCACAACCAAGCGUCCAACACGGAGCUUCUGUCUCAAAUGAUGCAAUACAGCAGCCAAUUGUCGGCCCACCAGCAUGCACCUCUUUCUAAAAUACAGCAAUGGCUCGGCCACCCAGGCACCCCCCUAUUCGACACUCUGCUCGUGUAUCAGAAGACUGCAAACGGACCGUCAUCGGCCCAGAAGCUGCCGUGGCGUCAGAUCAGUGACGAGGGCAAGCUUGACUACGCUGUUUCCCUGGAGAUCGAGCCGUCAAACGACGGGCAUAUCAGUCUUCAUCUAUCGUCUCAUACAGGUGUUCUUCCGCGGCAACAGGCGUCAAUUGCCCUCCGUCAAUUCGAUGCCAUUUUAGCUGAUCUCGCCACCAACCCACAAGGCCAAGAAGCUCAAAUCUGGCACGAUGAUGCUGAAUUGACAUCUAUUCUGCCGCCGCGCGACAUUGAGAUAGAUUCCGAGGUCGCAUUUCUUCACCAUUUCGUCGAAGAGACGGCUAGAACAUCCCCCGACGGGCUUGCUCUCGAAUUCGUUACCGCCUUUAACGGUGAAAGCCCGGAGAGUCACAGCGUCACCUUCAAAGAGCUGAAUGAGAUGGGCAACCGCGUCGCCAACACAUUGGCUCAACAUGUUGCCAGCCGCGGUAUCGUUGCGGUGCACUUUGACAAGUGCCCAGAAGCCUUUUUCGCCAUCUUGGGCAUUCUGAAGGCAGGCUGUUCGUUCCUAGCUCUUGACCCCUCGGCCCCGAAAGCGAGGAAAGAAUUCAUCCUCAGAGACUCGGGAGCCGUAGCACUCUUGGCCCGCGAUGCUCUGGACUUUCAGCCGGCGCAAAUUGUUGUCGAGAUCGAAGAGAGCAAGCUCUACGCUGCCAGCGCUGAACCUUGCCAACUGGGCCACGAUUUGUUCAAGAAUGACACUUGCUACUGUCUCUACACUUCAGGAACAACGGGUACACCGAAAGGUUGUGAGAUAACGCAUGAGAAUGCAGUCCAAGCAAUUAAGGCGUUCCAGCGUCUAUUUGCCGGUCACUGGGACGAAGAAUCGAGGUGGCUGCAGUUCGCUUCGUUCCAUUUCGAUGUGUCUGUUCUGGAGCAAUACUGGAGUUGGUCAGUCGCAAUGCCCUUGGUCGUUGUUCCGCGAGAUAUCAUUCUCGACGACAUUGCGGCGACGAUACGACGUCUUCGCAUCACACAUCUGGAUCUCACGCCUAGCCUUGCUCGGCUUCUCGACCCGAAGGAUGUCCCGACACUCUGCAGGGGCGUCUUCAUCACGGGCGGCGAAGCCCUGAAACAGGAGAUUCUCGACACCUGGGGCCCUCAGGGAGUCAUCUACAAUGCAUAUGGCCCCACAGAGACCACGAUAGGCGUAACCAUGUAUCAGCGCGUGCCACAGAAUGGCCGCGCCUCCAACAUUGGGCGCCAGUUCGACAAUGUCGGCACCUACGUCUUUGAGCCUGGUACUGAAAAGCCGGUGUUGAGAGGUGCCGUUGGUGAACUUUGCAUUUCCGGGAAGUUGGUCGGCAAGGGCUACCUGAACCGCCCUGAGCUCACUGCUGAACGCUUCCCAGUCCUUGAGCAUUUCAAGGAGAAGAUAUACCGCACAGGAGAUCUAGUUCGGGUCAUGUAUGACGGGUGUUUCGAGUUCCUUGGUCGUGCUGAUGACCAGGUCAAGCUACGCGGACAGCGUCUGGAGAUUGGAGAGAUCAACCACGCCAUCCGCACAGGUGUUGCUGCCGUCAAGGACGUGGUCACUCUUGUGACCAAGCAUCCAAAAGUGGACAAGGAUCUUCUGGUGACCUUCGUCACGUCAAGCGAAGCAGCAACAUCAAUUGGUGAACUUGAGGUGCUUGGCGGAGCGGAAACCUUCAAGCUCAGACAGACAGUUCUGAAGGCAUGCCGUCACAAACUCCCUGGCUACAUGGUGCCGUCCUACGUCCUUGAGGUUCCAUUCAUUCCUCUUUCCAUCAACAAUAAGGCGGAAAUGAAGAUCCUACGCCACCUAUUCGCCUCGCUGACACCGGAACUGCUGCUGCACGUCUCUGCCCCUGCUCCCUCACAGGAGGCCCUAGCUACCACAAAGACCCAAAAGACGGUGCUGAGAGCUGUGUCAAAGUUCUCUGGCGUUUCUGCUAGCGAGCUCUCUCUGAACAGUAACCUGUUUGACCUCGGUAUUGAUUCGAUCUCGUGCCUUCGCCUCUCACGACUUUUGAAACAGGACGGUCUGCGAACUGCGGACCCGGCGUUGGUACUCAAGAACCCCUUCCUCGGCGACCUUGCCGAAGCCCUUGAUAUCCCCCAUGACCACGACUUUCCGAGCGCCGUCAGAGAAGCCCAACAGCAAAUUCAUGCGUUUAGCCAUCGCUUCAGACACGAAGUUCGGCAGAAACUGCCACUUCCAGCAGGGAUUUCUGUUGACUACAUUGCCCCGUGCACUCCCCUGCAGGAAGGCAUGCUGUCUCGGACGUUUUCCCAGGGAGAAGAGUCCUACUUUGUUUCAUUCCAACUCAAACUGAGUGACAAUCUCGUGGCAAGCCGGUUGCAAGAGUCUUGGGAUAAGCUCGUUGCCCUACAUCCGAUUCUGCGGACCCGAUUUGUGCCAACCUCGGGAGGGUUCGCUCAGGUGGCUCUUUCCCCGACACAGAUUCCGUGGAAAAGCUACACAGUCGGCCAAGAUGGAGUUAAACUGCUGCUCCAGGAGGCGCGCUCGUCCUGGAUCAAGAAUAACCAAGACAGCAUCUUGGAGCCGAUGGAAUGCCUCGUAGUCAAUUCCGAAGGAGAUAGACUGCUGGUAGUGCACAUUUUCCAUGCCCUUUACGACGGAAUCAGUUUCGAGUCCAUGUUGCAGUGGCUAGCUGAUGACAUAUCGCAGAAGCCCCAUGCACAGCGACCGGCUUUCUUGGAUACCCUGUCACAUGGGCCUCUGCAAAACUUUGACCACAGCCGGUUCUUCUGGUCAGAGCAUCUCAGCUCGUGCACCUUUGAGCCUCUGCCACGGAUAAUUACCGAUGAAGCACCAUCCCUUCGCUCCGUUCGCCGGCUUUACAACGUUGAGAGACUCAGGGAGGCAAGCAAAGCACUGAACAUCACCUUGCAGUCCGCUGUCUUGUCCUUAUGGUCUGGCACCUUUGGCAAAUCUUUCUCCCCAAGAGCUGCGAUGGGGGUUGUGGUUUCAGGGCGCGUUCUCGACAUAGAAGACGUCGAGGAUGUGAUGGGCCCCCUUUUCAACACCUUGCCUUUCUACCCAGACGUCGCCACGAACAACACGCUACAGAAGCUGGCGCAGAGGUGCCAUGACUUCAACGUGUCAACCCUGCCUUUUCAGCACACGGCGUUACGAAACAUCCAGAAAUGGUGCAGCGGAGGUCAUCCCAUUUUCGACAAUCUCUUCGUCUACCAGAAUGACGUGCCUUUGGCCAGCAACGCCGAGACAUUCUGGACGGUAGAAGACAGCUUCGUGGCCAACGACUACCCGCUUGCCUUUGAGGCAACUGCCAAGGGAGAUGCCGACCUUCAGGUCCAAAUUGUUGUCCGCCAAGACGUGGCAACUGAGGCUGACGUCCAACGAAUCUUGGAAGACUUUGAAGAGGGCAUGUUUGCUUUGGCUACCGGAAGAGCGGGCACGUUGCGCAACCAAGCAUCUGCACUGACCUCUCAAGAAAGCUCAGCGGGCGCUUCACCAUUGACUACUCGAAGCGCUAGCACCGAUUCCGCGGGACAUUCAACAGACGUCAGCGCCCCAGAGUUUACCGUAUCAAACUUUGGGUGGACAGAGGCAACACUCGCGAUUAGGUUCGAGAUAUCGAGAUUGGCCCAGAUCCCGGUCGAAAGCAUCUCCGAGUGCAACUCGUUGCUUGAGUUGGGCUUGGACAGCAUUGAUAUCGUCAGCUUGUCAGCCAGGCUCAAGCAAAAAGGCAUCGACAUAUCCAUGUCUCAACUGUUACGAGCCCAAAACAUCGAGAGCAUGGAGAAGGUCAUAGGACGCGAGGUGCCGAGGGACAGCGGAGAAAAGUCAAACACAACAUUCGAUGCACUCUUGCUGCAGCUUCACGAAGCUGUCGUAGCGGCUGGGUACGACAUGGGAACAGUCGAAAGCGUUCUGCCGCCAACGCCCCUUCAAGAAUCCAUGGUAGCUGACAUGAUUGACUCAAACUUUGAGCGAUACUUCAACCACGACGUGAUGGAGAUUUCCAAGGAUACUAUCGUGGAGUCACUAGUAGACGCUUGGCUCGAGGUUAUCUCACAGUCACCAAUAUUGCGAACGGUCUUCUUACAAGUCGACGAUCCACGGCUCGAACAAACAUUUUGCCAGAUUGCUCUGGCUCACCACUUGCCCUCGAUCCAACACAUUCAGCUCCAAGGCGAACAAGAAAUUGAGGGAGUCUACACAGCGCAUCGCCAAAAUGCAAGGAACGCACGGGGUGCUUCCCAAUUGCUCCAGUUGACGAUCGCGCACGUCGGUGAUCAGAGUUAUGUCGUUUUCAGCAUCGCCCACGCUCUUUACGAUGGAUGGUCAUUGGCUCUCCUUCAUCAAGACGUCGAUUCGGCUUACCACAAUAUGCUGGAGCAACGCCCGUCUCCACGAAAUUUGUUGCAGAGCCUGCUGCAGUCACCGACUGACAAAAGCCAACGAUUCUGGUCCCAAUAUCUAGCUGGUGCCCCCCCUUCGCUUCUUCCAGAGAGUACCACACCCCCCACCGACGCUAUACAUCAUGAUGAGACCAUGUCAAGCUUGAGUUCUGGAGAAGUCAUGGCAUUCUGCAAAAGAAACUCGGUCACCUUACAAGUCCUUGGUCAAGCCUGUUGGUCAACUGUUCUUGCCACACGACUCGGCGCUCUGGAUGUUUCAUUCGGUGUUGUCCUGUCCGGGCGCGACACAGAGGAGGCCCAGAGUCUCAUGUUCCCUACGAUGAAUACCGUUGCGCUUCGGUGCGUCCUUCACGGCUCAGCUAGGUCAUUCCUGCGAUACCUUCAGGACACCAUGUCGGACGUUUAUGAAUACCAAACGUAUCCUCUUCGGAGAGCACAGCUUGCUGGCAAGCAAGCACCCGGAGGCCUUUUCAAUACGCUCUUUCUCCUCCAGCGGCAACCGAGUAUCGCCAAACAUCACACGAAAAACGUCGGUCUGGCAAAGUCGGUUCAAGCCUCAGCUACUACCGACUUUGCGGUAUGUAUAGAAUUGGAAGCAACAGAGGACCACCUCGUUUGGCGCGUUGCUGGCAAAGAAGCGUCCACAUCCGAGCACGAUGUUAAGGAACUUCUGGAGCAUCUCGACAGGGCAAUGAAUCACUUUGUGCAGAGACCGGAGAGCAGCCUCUUACAGUUUGAAGGCGACCGCACUUCAAUUUGCCACCUUCCAGCUUUCGUGUCCGAUUCGCAAACCACAAUGCCAGAUAGCGGCAAGGACAACGGCAACGCGAUGGCUCUCGAGGAACCCGAAUCUCAAGUCGAGUCGACCAUUCGUCAGAUUCUAUCAGAAGUUUCCGGAAUACCAUACGAGUCUAUUUCAAGGGACAGCACCGCUUACCACCUUGGCCUCGACUCUAUCAGCCUUAUCAAGGUAUCCUCAAUAUUAAAGAAGAAGGAUAUCAUGCUCGGCGUGCAUGCCCUCCUUACGGCGUCGUCUCUCAGUCACAUGGCAAAGCUAGCAGGGAAUGCCCCAAAGCCACUAUCCGCAGAGGUACAGGAGGCCUGUUUGAUUCCCGACAGGAUCAAACUUGAGCAAGUGCAGAGCCUGGCAGGCUUUGCAGAAUCCCAGGUCGAAGACAUUAUGCCUGCGGUGCCAAUGCAAGUUUACAUGAUGACCGCAUGGCAAAACUCCCAAGGCGGUGUUUUUUAUCCGGCGUUCCGCUAUCAAUUGGACGAGUCGGUGUCUUUAAAUGCGGUACAAAAAGCUUGGGCAGAUCUCACAGCGACGGAGACGCUUCUCCGUACUUGUCUCGUUGCAACAGGCGAUUGGGACAUGCCGUUCCUGCAAAUCGUGCUAGCUCCAAACGUCACAGGACCGCAUUCGCAGAUCUCGCUUCUCGGCAGUGGCUCGGAGAAAGAAGUCGCUAGCGAGUGCUGGCCACAAGUCAGAAUGACCGCGGAACAGCGUGCGGACGGCGUGUGGGAGCUGACUCUCAAUAUACACCAUGCGCUCUACGAUGGCAUCACCCUUCCCGGCAUUCUGGACAAGCUGAGACAGAAUGUCGUCAAUAACAACAAGAAAGAUGAACAGAAGAAUCCUUCGUCUCGGCCAUGGAGGUCAUUUAUUGCCCACCACCAGUCUCCGGGCAUCAUCGAUGAACGCAAGGCGUUUUGGACACAAUAUCUAGCAGAUGCCGCCGAUUCUGCACCUCCACCUCAGCAGACACAUCAUUCCUUCGGAGACAGAACUGCCUACCUCCGGCGAUCCGCCGUCUCGGGCAUGGGCACAAUGAACACUUCAUGCGCCAGCAAUGGAGUUGGGCUACCAGCACUCGUGUUCGCUGCAGUAGCACAGAGCCUGCACGCAAGAAGGGUUCCGAGUAGCGAGCCUGUCAUAUUUGGCAUCUACUACAGCAACCGGGCAGAAAAGGACGAUCCGGCAACGGAGCUUUACCCAACGCUGAAUCUGCUGCCGUUGAAGGUCAUGGUCCAAGAGAAGACGGGGCUCAUGGAGCUGGCGCAGGACGUUCAGCAAGACCUACACCGUAUCACGUCCUUGGCUAACUCGACCGUGGGACUGUGGGAGAUCAAGGAAUGGACAGGCGUUGCAGUCGACGUUUUCGUGAAUUUCCUCAACCUGCCCAAAAGGCAAGAACCCCCCGACGUAUUUCAUGAGGUCGUAGAUGAUCGUCUCUUCAAUGAAGACAACAGGCCUACCUCACGGGCCAGUCCGGACCCUUCAAACUUUGACGCCACUUGGUUGAGCAAAAACACGGUUCGAGGUGCUUUCCCGGCUGCGAUGGAUAUCGAGGCUGCUGUGAACGGGGAUGCAUUGGACAUGGGCGUCUUCGGCUCUGUCGCGAGAACGACGAUAGAAGAGGCCAAGGCCUUGGUCGAUGGCAUCGCGGGAUGUUUGAGCUUGUUCAAAACGUAG
This is a messenger RNA of Verticillium dahliae VdLs.17, 14572 nucleotides long. RefSeq names its product N-(5-amino-5-carboxypentanoyl)-L-cysteinyl-D-valine synthase. The record is from RefSeq and is a predicted model, not a curated record. Bases 299 to 14572 code for a protein of 4757 amino acids. The transcript is spliced from 8 exons. Gene Ontology annotation, biological process: amino acid activation for nonribosomal peptide biosynthetic process; secondary metabolite biosynthetic process. Gene Ontology annotation, molecular function: catalytic activity; phosphopantetheine binding. NCBI's taxonomy places the organism in Eukaryota, Fungi, Ascomycota, Sordariomycetes, Glomerellales, Plectosphaerellaceae. Gene Ontology annotation, cellular component: cytoplasm.